UCCGCUCAGCGGCGCUUUACGGCAAGAUGGCGGCCAACAGGGAGCCGGGCUCUGUGUUGUUUACGGGCCGGCUCUGUGCGCCGUAGCCGGUUUCCUGUGCCCCGGCGCAGAGGCGCCAUGGACCGUAGGAAGAAGCCACUGGAGGUCACGGUCGCCUCGUUGGUAGAUUUAAAAGCUGAACUCUUCCGAAAGCAAGAAGAAUUCAAGAAGGAAAAACUUCUGAAAGAUGCUGGACUUUCUGUAAAACCCCAAACAACAAACAAGAAACCAAGCAUUUGGAAUAAGCAGAACACAGGGGUUUCAAGUCGAGCUGAGAAAGAUGUUGAGCAGAAGAUAGAAGAAGAUCAAACAUUCGAGAAAGCGAGGCAGAAACUGGAAGAGAAAGCAAAGCUGUAUGAGAGGAUGACAAAAGGAGACUUUCCAGAUGAAGAAACUGAGGAUUUGUACCUUGUGGAUUUCACUCAGAAGAUCAUAGACAAACGGAGAGAAAUACAUGACCUGUGUGAGAGUGAAACUGCUAGAAAGGCAUCAGAACAAGAGGAAGAUAAAGAAAAGACACUACCUGAAAUAGAAAUACCACCCCUACAGGACCCAAAUGAAGAAUGGGUUGAUUAUGUGGAUUCCUUAGGCAGAUCUAGACGCUGUAUGAAGAAAGAUUUGCCAAAUCUGCUUAAAAUGGAUAAAGAACUUCAGGGGAAAAGACAAGGCAUUGAGGAGAAGACUCUGUUGUCUGAAGAUAUGAGACGAGAACUUCAGCGGCAGCAAUGGGAAAGAGAGGAAGAAGAGGCCCUAAAGAAACCUGUGGGACCCAUACAUUAUGAAGACAUUAGAGAGAAUGAGGCCAGACAACUUGGUGUUGGCUACUUUGCCUUUGCUCGUGAUGGAGCACAGAGAAAUAAGCAAAUGGAGACUUUGGAAAUGCUAAGAGAGCAGACCACAGACCAGAGGACUAAACGUGAACAUUUAAAGGAAAAACGAAAGGCAGUUCUGAAAACAAGGCUUUCUAAACUUAAAGCAAGAAAGAUAAAGAGACUAAGAGAAGAUGGAUUAGAGGAAGAAGCAAACAAACUAGAAAAUGAAGAAGAGGAAGAAGUUAUUGGACCACUGCCAGCUGAACCAGAAGCCCCUGUGGCUCCUAGAGUUGCAGAAAGUAGAAAAGUGGAGGUGGUCAUUCAGGAGAGAAAAGAUACAAAGGCUGGUGUGCCCUAUGUUCGAGAGUGGGAUAAAGGGAAAGAAUUUACUUUUGGACAAUGGUCAAAGAAAUGUGCAGAUGAACGAGAUCCAGAAUUUGCACCACCUUCCAAUUACUUUGUUUGUCAAAAGAGAGCCAAUAACUACCAAAGCCAGAGUUGGAACAAGCUUGGAUCCUCUCAUGAGAAACUGGGACAGGAGUCAACACAGAACAAGCCGUUUCCAUCGAUGCAGAAUUACAGCAACAAUUCGGAGGAUCAGCAACCAGUUUACCAAAGUCUAGAUGACAUGUUGUCUUACUACAAACAAAUGACUUGAGCUUAUCAAAAGCAUAAGCAAGAAUCUUAACUUAAAUAAGUGAAAUAGAAUUAUGUUCUUAGCAUUCACCUAUUGUUUCUCUCAGCUUUUGGGGAAAUAAGGUUCCUGUAAAUAGUUACCUUAUUAAUUAAAGAAAUCUGUCAUGUGAAGUAAUGCUCUCUGAACUGUAUCACACAACAGCCACACAUUUGCUUCAUCAGUGCUGUAUUGUAUUAAAAGGAUAAGUUUUGAUGGUGGUAUUUGACACUUAUUUUUUUACCCUAUAACCCUAUUCUUUGUCAUUUUCCUGCAUUUUGCCAGUUUUGAAAUUUAUGAAUAGAGAUGUUAUUUUUAAUAGGUAACACUUGUUUUAGUCCUUUUUCAAUGACUCUCUUCCCCCCCACUCCCCCAAAAAAAGGAUGUUAUUAUAAGAGCUAACUUCUAAGAAGUGUCAAAUUGAGAAUACUCUGUCAAACUGAAAAUCAAGUCCAAUGAUUAUAUGGUAAAAUACUUCUAAAGAAACAACAUUCAGCCAGUUACUCCUAUUUGCUAAUUAAACCAUCUGGUGUUUAAAUACAAAACCUUCAUUUUUUUUUUAUGAGAAACUUAUUUGCCUACCUAAUGUCACCUGUUGACUUUACUGGCUAAGGUAGUUCACUUCCUAUCCCUAAAUAGUUGUGUGGGGUUCCUUAUGUUGUUGUUAUGCCUGCUGCAUUCAGGAGAUGUGUGUAUAAUCUGUAAUUCUGUAAAGCACUUCAAAGCUUGAGAGGCACUGCAUAAAUCAAUAUAUAAUAUCCAUAUGAAGGGGUAGACCAAUCAUAAACACAUGUUUCAAGCAGAAGCCCUAGCACGUGAUACUACCAUCUUAAUAGCUUAAACAGAUCUGAUAUAUCAGUGUUUCCAAGAUACAUUUUUUUCUUGCUAGGUGUAUAUGGCUUUAUUUUAUGUUUAACCCAUUUACCAACAUACUGACAUUACUUUUAUAUGCUAUUCCAAUAAUUAUUGUAUAACUAAAUUGAUAUGCACGCUACUACUACACUUCAGAUAGCUAAUAGACGGUGGUACUUGAUAUUUAGAAAAAAUAAAUUUGAUUGCAGGGGGCAAUUUGGAUCAUUGGAGUUAUUUUGAAAGCUUAUACGAGGACACCAAGAUAGAGUACAUUUGAAAUGAAAUUUCCCAGAUUACCACUGUCACUUAACCUUAUAAAUACUAUCAAAGUGAUAAGCAUGACAGAAAAUACUCAACUUGGCAUGGAGACUGUCAAUGUUUUACUCUUGUAAUAGUGCUUUUCAUCCUAGGGUCUCAGAGUGCUUUGCAAAGGUUGGUAAGUAAUAGUAUCCCUAUUUUACCAAUAGGGUCAGGAGUGUCAAAGUAAUUUUAGUUUCAUAUUGCUGUUUAAUAGAUUUAGUGCUUGUAAAAGAUGUUGCAGAAUGAAAAUUUUAAUCCACCCAGUGUGUGCAGCUCAGCUAACAGUGCAAAUUUCUGUGCCUUCCUCACUGAUGUUUCAACCCUGACCUAAACCAAUUUUUAAGGGUUGAGAGGGGACAUCCAUCCGCAUAUCCCUCUCAUCCUCUGAGUUUGUCCCAAUGGGAAUGAAUUUGAAGCAGCAAACUAGAAGCAAACAGUUCUUUGAUAAUAAUUGUUUGGACCAUCCAAUCCCCUCUCCUUCGUGCAAAACAAAAACAUAUAACCAUGGAUUUCUUUUUAAAGAACUCAAAACAAUUAGCCAAUUUACACUGAAGUAAAAUGAGAGGAAAAUGUUCUAAAUGUGGCCACUUUUACUGACCGUCAAAGUUUAACUUUCUUUAUAAUGAUAGGUGGCACAACAAAAACAUGCUUUUCAAUUCUGAUCUCUCUGAUUUAUGAGUCAAAGUUAACGUCCACCAGAUGGCAGCGUAGUACUUACUUGCUAGUAACAUCUCACUGCAAUUGCUUUCAUCCAUGUGUGCAAUUUAUGUACCAUUCCCUUCCCAUUAGCAUUGAGGAAUUAUCUAUAUGUAUCUCCAGUACAUUGACAGGCUAUUACAGAACCCAUAACAAUUAUCCCAAACGGUACACUGAAGAAGGUAUAGCUCAGGAGCUUUGGGCUAGCACACAGCCAUUUCUACAUUUAGGCAGCUGCAUUCAACAACGCCAUCUGCAGAUGGAACCCAGAGCUGAACAUGAAACGGGCAGGGUAGUCUCAAUAGAGUGCCAUCAGUUGUGGAAUUCACAGACAUCAAGCUAAAGUUAAAUCUUGCAAACUUUAGGAACUAAUGCAUGGCUGAACUCGUGUAGCAAAUAGCUCAGCUAUACAAUGUCCCCAGCACUGUGCCCCUGGAAUAAAUAACUUAGAUUCCUCUUAUAAACAGCUUCAGUGUAUGAAGGAGGGGAGAAUGGUUUGCUAGUCUAGAAAUGUUGACAUAUUUAAAGAAUGUAAUGGUAGCUAGAAUGUACGGUAAUGGAAUCUGUUGAAAAACAUAAUUGGCUUUUGAUCAGAGAUUCAGGGAUCAAAGUCCUUUACAAAUAUUAACUAAUAACACCUUCAGGAGGUAGGGAAGUAAAUAUUACCAUCUCCAUGUUAUGAGAAGGGAAACUGAAACCAGUUAUGUGACAUGUUCAAGGCCACAAAGAACCACCAGCUGAGGAGGAUGAAGAUUUGGGAGUUCCUGAUUCCCAGUCCUAUGUUCUGGCCAUUAAGCCAUACUGAUACUCUACUAUAUAAUUCUGAGGCUCUCUUUCCCCCUAAUUUACUGCUUGUUAAUUUACCAAUCAAGAUAUGAGAAGAACUCUUCUCCUCUCACAGAGUCAGUUGAAGCCUAUGCCCAUUGUGUACAUUCUUAAAUUCCUCUUAAAUUUUAGGCCAGAGUAGUUUUGAAAUUUAGGUGAGCAAUGCUCUGUACCAGCCAAGUGGUUUAUACUGUAGGGUUCUGACCUAUUGUGACAUGUAAAUGUUCAAUUUUAGAAUGUAGAACUUGGAGAAAAUCACCUAUUCUGUUCUCGUUGACAACUAAUAUAGCUUAUAAUAGCAACAUUCAUGUUUGGAAUACCUUUGUUGUUUUUUUUAAUCAAGAGUAGGCUGCAUUUAAAGCUGUGGGUUUGAUGCAUCUUAAAUGAUCGAGGUAAGAAAUUCAAUAUAUUUUACUGUAAAAAGUUCUAAUCUACUGUUGAUUCCCAUUUUGAAGCUGUGUUUUGUCAUUACUGAAAAAUAAAAUCUCUGGUGUUCAUUAA
Messenger RNA from Gopherus flavomarginatus (Mexican gopher tortoise), 4698 nucleotides. RefSeq names its product coiled-coil domain containing 174 (gene CCDC174). NCBI's taxonomy places the organism in Eukaryota, Metazoa, Chordata, Testudines, Testudinidae. Gene Ontology annotation, cellular component: nucleus. The record is from RefSeq and is a predicted model, not a curated record. The transcript has 11 exons. Bases 118 to 1509 code for a protein of 463 amino acids.